UUUUUUUUCUUUCAUCUCACAUUCUCUGACUCACUUUCCUCUUCCCGAACUUCUCCAUUCUUUAUUCUGACUCUCAUUUCAACACUUUGCUUCACACAUUUACAUACAACACACUUACAUAUACCUCUGACUUCCCCUUUCCAAAUGGCUUCCUCAAGCCCGCGUCAUGUCUCGGAGCAAAAGUCGACUGCAUGGUCAACUUCAUUUGUCAUCGAUCCUUCAGACCGCUACCGACACCAUUCCAAACUUGCACCGGGCCCAGCUCCUUUUCGUCCUCCUUCUCUUGGUGAAAGUGAUCGUGAAACAGACGAGGAUGCUCUUGUCCCAUCCCUUCCCUCGAAACCUGCGUCGAAAUCCUUCUGGGACGAUGCCUUCGCCAGCAGCACCCCAACUCCUAAACCACCACCUCGUUUAGCUCCCAUGCCUAAAUCUCCUCCUUCUGCUGCUACUGCUCGGUCUCCGCCUCCACCCUCCAUUAUCACUUCCCAACGCACCACAAGUACGCCUGUUACACCCAUUCUCGCCCCUGGCGACUCCCUUGAUAUGUUAGGAUCCAAAUACAAAUCCAGAUACGCUUCAGCCCACAAUGCUCACAUUCGCUCGCUCUCGCACAGUCAGCAACAUUCCAGCAACCAUGGUGGCAACAUCUUCUCCGUCGCCCCAGAAAUGUCUGCUUUUCCCAAAGCAGCAGGUGGCUCGCCCAGUCUAGCCUCGCUCUCGACAAUGGGCACUGAAGAUAGUUUCAGAACUGAUUCUACCCACUCUCAUUUAGAUCCGGUUGAUAUCGGCUCAUCUAUCGCAGUAACCCCGAGCUCAAUUCUCUCCCACGCUUCACCUGUCGCUGUACGAUCAUUCUCUCACCACCACAACAACCACAGUCAUGACCAUAACCAUAACCAUAGUCAUCAUCAUAACCAUCAUCAUGCACGCCAUCCCCACAUCCAAACACAGGCGCUGCCAGAGCUCCAUCGCCAUUACCCCAACCAGAAUCCCUUCCUUACCCCUUCCAGUUCGCAGACUAAUUUGUUCUCAAACCUUCCUUCACCAAUGGCGAGAUCAAGUCUCUCGGUUGGUAAUAUCUUUCGCGACCCCCCUAAUGCACCGUCUGCCUUAUCAACUCAAAGUUGGGUCUCUACGCAGGCCGAUGAGGAUAUGUCCGAGUCAUCUGUAUUGGACACCGGAUCAGAAACUCUUACUUCAGUUGCUGCGCCCAACAGUGCAAGCUCAGCUAUUUCGGCGCCAUCAAGCCAACGAAAAAUCUAUCCGGGACUUAAAAACACCGUUGGUCCAUAUAAGCUACUUCAUAGCAUUGGCCAAGGAAGCUUUUCAGAAGUUAAGAUGGCCGUUGACACCCGAACAGGUGACCACGUUGCAAUCAAAGUGAUGAGCAAGGCCAUGAUCCAGUCAAGCGACCGUUUGGGUAUCAGUGUCCGAAGAGAAUCUGACCUACUCAAGUCUAUUCACCAUCCCAACAUAAUCGGGUUCCGUGAAGUGGUCGAGACUUCACUCCAAACAUGUAUUGUCAUGGAUUAUGCCUCAGGAGGAGAGCUGUUCGAGUAUGUUGCAGAUAAGCGUGCUAAGGCUUCUGAACAGGAUAUACAAUAUAUUUUUGCACAGAUUGUCGAUGCUGUGGAUUACUUGCACCAAAAUAAUAUUGUCCAUAGGGAUCUCAAGUUGGAAAACGUGCUGUUGGAGCCACGAAUGGAUGCUCCUUUACGACCAACUGUCAAGCUAACAGAUUUCGGACUUGCCAAAGUGAUUGAGGCAGAUACACCACUGUUAACGACCCGUUGUGGAUCAGAGGACUAUGCUGCUCCAGAGAUCAUUCUAGGACAACCCUAUGACGGCCGAGAGGCUGACAUUUGGUCCUUGGGCGUCAUGCUCUAUGCACUCUUGGUCGGAUUCCUGCCCUUCAACAUGCGACCGGGAAUGGGCCGCAAGAGUUUCUUGAGUAUGAUUGCUCACGCAGAGUUUGGAUUCCCAGGCGAGAAGGUCUCGAUCAAGCGAGCAAGUCUUUUCAAUCUUCAUCAUAAGCGAUCGUCUUCCACAACCAGCACCGCCUCUAAUGCAUCCUCGAGUGCCGCCACUACCCCAACCAUUCCAACAGCUGCUACAGCUACAGCGAUGAGUGCAGUAAACGGAAAUGAUCCGACAUCUUCCGCAGCAUCUGGAACAUUACUGCCUGCAGCAACGCUAGAGACCCUUUCUAAAGAAGCUCCAGCAGAAGAAGUGGUCAGUACUAUGAUUGUACCUAAAAUGCGAGGUGUAAGUCCAGUAUCAGAUGAGGCCAAGGGAUUAGUGAGAUGGCUUCUUCAAACCGUAGGAUCUAAACGACCCACCUCGCAGGAACUUCGCAAUCAUCCUUGGGUUGUUGCUGGAAGACUUCUUGUUACCAACUCCUAUACUUCUAAUAAGGACUAGGAUUAGAAACCAUUUGAUUUUAAUUAUUGCCAUUAUUACCAUUGCUACAACUUUUUUUUUUUUUUUAUUUUUCU
Lobosporangium transversale is the source of this 2495-nucleotide messenger RNA. RefSeq names its product kinase-like domain-containing protein. Bases 145 to 2421 code for a protein of 758 amino acids. Gene Ontology annotation, molecular function: protein serine/threonine kinase activity; ATP binding. Gene Ontology annotation, biological process: protein phosphorylation; intracellular signal transduction. The record is from RefSeq and is a predicted model, not a curated record. The transcript has 4 exons. Gene Ontology annotation, cellular component: cytoplasm. Lineage: Eukaryota; Fungi; Mortierellomycota; Mortierellomycetes; Mortierellales; Mortierellaceae.